AUGAGAAACAGAUGGCAUCUUUGGAGUUCGUCUUGCCCUUGCCCUUAUGUAGGUGUGUGGUCAUCAGGCUGCAAAGCAACUGGGUUCGUGAGUCCCAAUAAAGCCAAGUCUUUGCUUUCUGUUGUGUAUGGUUUCAGUGAGAUGGCGAAAAGCACCACCCAUACUUUCUCAUCUGUGGGAUCGAGCUCCGUAAAGAAGGAAAGUGAGAAGCAGGAGUACAGCAAAGCAAAGAAAUGGCUUUCAACGCUUGUUUUGUUUUUUGAUGCUCUUUAUUGUUUAGAAGAGAAUUGGGAGGAAGAACCCAGGGAAAACUACCCUGAGGAAGUAGGAGGAAGUUAUUUCAAUGAUGGGAUUAAUAAAUCAAACCCUUUUCCAGCCUUGUUAGAACAAGACUUAUCCUGGGAAGAUGAUGAACUUUCUUCUCUACUUUCAAAAGAAGAGAGAGAUCAACUGUGUGAUGUCCUUGAAAGCAAUGGCAAUCUAGCUGAGACUCGCCGUGAAGCUGUGGAAUGGAUGUUAAAAGUCAAUGCCCACUACUCCUUCUCUGCUCUCACUGCUGUUCUUGCCGUCAACUAUCUCGAUAGAUUCUUGUUUAGCUUCCGAUUCCAAAGUGACAAGCCAUGGAUGACUCAACUAGCUGCUGUAGCUUGUCUUUCUCUUGCAGCCAAAGUGGAGGAAACCCAAGUGCCUCUCCUGCUGGACUUACAAGUGGAGGAGAGCAGGUAUGUGUUUGAGCCUAAAACCAUCCAAAGAAUGGAGAUUUUAGUGCUUUCCACACUUCAAUGGAAGAUGAACCCUGUUACCCCACUUUCAUUUCUUGAUUACAUUGCAAGGAGGCUUGGAUUGAAGGACAUUCUUUGUUUGGACUUCCUUAGGAGAUGCGACCGCAUUCUGCUCUCUGCCAUUUCAGACUCUAGGUUUCUGUGCUACCUUCCUUCUGUAAUGGCCACUGCUACAAUGCUACACGCUGUGGAUUGUGUAGAACCUAAUCUUAGAGUUGAAUACAAAAACCAGCUAUUACUCAUCCUGGGAAUCGAUAAGGACAAGGUAGAUGAAUGCCGUAAGUUGAUUAUAGAAUCGGCAACAACAAGUGCUGAAGGGAACCAAACAAACAAACGAAGGUUUAGCUCCCUUCCAGGAAGCCCAAAUGGCGUAUUGGAUGUGAAGUUUAGUUCAGAUAAUUCGAACGAUUCCUGGGCUGUGACAUCAUCUGUGUGUUCUUCUCCCGAGCCUCAAUCCAAGAAGAGCAGAAUUCAAGAAGACCAGUUUCUGGAAAGGCCAAGCCAUGCUCCAAACUUUCUUAGUAUUCCUCGUUAAAUUCCAUCUUCAGUUCCUUGGUUAUUUUUUACCCUUUCCUAGACUAUAAAUAGUCUUUGCAAUAACAUUGCUGUUCUUUUCUUAUGAUGCAAGUUAAAUUGCUCAUCAUCUCUGCAUUUUUCUAUACCAAAACUCCAACCGAGACUCAUCUUUAGAACAAUCUCCUU
This is a messenger RNA of Hibiscus syriacus, 1484 nucleotides long. Its product is annotated as cyclin-D3-1-like. The transcript has 6 exons. Gene Ontology annotation, cellular component: nucleus; cyclin-dependent protein kinase holoenzyme complex; cytoplasm. The record is from RefSeq and is a predicted model, not a curated record. Lineage: Eukaryota; Viridiplantae; Streptophyta; Magnoliopsida; Malvales; Malvaceae. The coding region runs from base 1 to 1317 and encodes 438 amino acids. Gene Ontology annotation, molecular function: cyclin-dependent protein serine/threonine kinase regulator activity. Gene Ontology annotation, biological process: mitotic cell cycle phase transition; regulation of cyclin-dependent protein serine/threonine kinase activity.